Messenger RNA from Emericellopsis atlantica, 2799 nucleotides. Its product is annotated as exocyst complex component Sec10-domain-containing protein. Gene Ontology annotation, molecular function: protein binding. NCBI's taxonomy places the organism in Eukaryota, Fungi, Ascomycota, Sordariomycetes, Hypocreales, Bionectriaceae. The transcript has 2 exons. The record is from RefSeq and is a predicted model, not a curated record. Gene Ontology annotation, cellular component: cytoplasm; exocyst. Gene Ontology annotation, biological process: exocytosis; Golgi to plasma membrane transport. Bases 1 to 2799 code for a protein of 932 amino acids.
AUGUACAAAUCAAAACAAAACGCCGGCCGGGGGGCCGGCAUCCUGAGCGCUCUACAGGCCACGUCGAUGGUAGAUUCGAGAGCGAGUCUACCAGCAGAGAUCCUCGUAGCGAUCCUUGACUACCUGCCAGUGGCCGACCAGAUGCGUUUCGCCCGAGCGUCUCGACGUAUGCAAGAAAUGGUCUACGACGACACAAGAUGGGUAUCACGACUUCGAGCAAUGGGGUGUUGGGAUGAAUUAGAGGCUAGGAAACGCUUCGAAGACGCAAUCAAGAGGCGGCGAGAGGCAGCCCAACAGGCCAAGGAGCAGAUAAAAACGCCUACAGGGUCUACGGCAAACGAACAGGCUGUCAAUCCCACAAGCCCGGCAAGCACAACCUUGUUCGAUGCGGCCGCCGAGGGCCACACACGGAAAGCGUCAGCGGACGAGGAUAACCGCCGACGACGCAUGUCGGAGCUCCGCGAUGGGUUCGAGGCGACCAAUAUAGGGAAUACCGUGGUCAAGGACGGCCCAGCCAGCAACCCCGAUGCCUACCUCGACGUCUUCAAGCACUCCCGCAGCAUACGUGGCGGGGCACGUCAAGAGUUCGGCAAGAUCUACGGCGCUCUCGCUCCCUUCUACUUUGACCUCGUGCGUGCCACAUCGCAUGCGGAUCCCAUAUUAUUCAAGGCGUUCCGGGACCCAGAGCGCCAGGGCAGGAUGCUCGCCAAUUUGACGAGGUUUGCACGCAGUGACUGGGCGGCCGGAUGCCUCGAGCGCGAGGAGAAGCUGCAGUCUAUGGUGGGCAUUUUUGAGAGCGCGGUGCUGCGCGAGUUUGAGCAGGGCUACGAGUUCUGGGACGUGGACGGGCGGAUGAAGAGGUAUGCGCACGUGCUGCACGAGCUCAAUGGACAGGGCGGCGUGGACCUCUUCAUCCAGAAGCACCCCAUCUUCGACGACGCGGAGCUCCAGUUCAACCCCGUGGCCUGUCUGAGCCGUGCGAUCCCGGACGAGAUCACUCUCGAGCCUUCCCGGCUGUUCUUUGAGAUGCUGCUCGCCAAGGUCAACGACCAGGCAAGUGUCAUGGCACGGAUAUUCCCCCAGCCAGGAAAGGUCUUCUGGGGUCUUCUCGAGCGCAUCAAAGACGACAUCAUCAUGGAGUAUACCACGCCGCUGUUUGAUGAAGCUCAUGACCGCAGCAUCGCGGCCUACUUGAAAGCUGUGUCGGGCGUUUUCGAGCAGACCCUCCUCUUCUUCCAGUCUCUCACACCACCGCCAGGGUCCGGGGAGGAUGUCAAGGCGAAGGCCAAGGAGCUCACCCUGCGCGUGUUUGAGCCUCACCUCGAUCUCUAUCUACAGGAGGAGCUCGACUUCUUCACGAAGCAUGCGGAGAUGGAGGUGUCUCUAUGGGAAAAGAAGCUUUCCGAGCAAGACUCGACACUCGAGUCCUUUUACAUGUCCAACAUCAAUCGGUCGGCCGACAAGAAGGAUUUUCUGAGCUCGUUCAAGAAGGUUGUCAUGAUGCCCGUCACUGCGUUGCCUAGCAUUGGCUCGCCGUUCGCUACUGCGUCGACUGCCUCAACAGCGAAGCAGCCGGUGCCCAACGGUGCCACAGGGGCCGCGGGACUGACAACGCAGCUGUCGAGACCAGGGACGCCCAGCCUGAGUAUUCCCAUGGAGGGUCGCAAGAGUCCUCUCCCUGACCAGGCCCCCACCGAUGAACUAGCCGCCAAGGCUGCUCUCAUGGCGUCCAAGUUGGAGGGCAUCAAAUCACUGUUCAGCAUCGAAGUUGCCCUCAACCUGGUACAUACCGCCAAAGUCAGUCUUGGCCGGACAUCGGUCUUCAUGACACUCGGCGGCCAGGUCGGCGAGGAAGCUCGCGAGCAGUGCGCCAACAUGUUCGUGGUGCUCCUGCGCAUCUUGGGACAGCGUCACGUCAAGCCUGGCUUUGACCGUGCCGUGGACCACUUGUCGCACUACAACCCACGCGAAGUCAGCGACCACAACCAGCAGGGUGUCGCGCCCCUGGUGACGUUUAUCGAGCUCGUCAAUGUCGGAGAUCUGAUUUCCCAGAUGGUGGAUGUCUUUUACGAGCAGCAGCUCGCGGCGCCCAAGAUCGCGGACAAGGAUGACUUUCUCGAUCCGUCUGGCCUGGCGAAGAAGAAGUUUGAGCAGAUGCUCGAUGAAAGCGUCGCGGCUGGGCUGAACAAGGGCAUCGACGUGCUCAUGGACGAGGUCGAGUAUCUCCACGGUACCAUGCAGCUGCCCACAGACUACAACCCUGCGCCGAGCACCGCCGCCGCCGCCACCUUGUCGGGUGGUGAUGCGGCCGAGAAGCCGGCCCGGGACGAGUCGGACAUGGGACCCACGCCCACCGCGAAGCGCAUCGUCGAGCUCGUCUCCAGCCACACCAAGAUGUUGACCGGCACGACCGACAAGUCCAUGCUGGACGUGUUCAACGGCGAGGUCGGGCUGCGUCUCUUCACGGCCAUAUGCAAGCACCUCAAGCGCCAGCGCAUCUCGACCGACGGCGCCAUCAAGCUCAUUGCCGACAUGAACCUGUACUUUGACUAUGUGCGCACCCUGCGCAACCAGGACCUCCUGGCCUACUUCCGCGCGCUGCGCGAGUUGAGCCAGAUCUACCUCAUCGACCCGGAGCAUGCCAAGGACAUGGCGAGCGUCAUUGCCGACGGAGAUCGCUUUGCGGGCAUCUUCAGAGCGGAGGAGGUCUACGAGUACGCACAGCGACGCGCGGACUGGUAUCACGUUCGGAAAAAGGUGGAACGCGCCAUGUAUGGGUUAGAGUGCAGUGUCAUGUAG